Molecule: messenger RNA, 659 nt
Organism: Leguminivora glycinivorella
Lineage: Eukaryota; Metazoa; Arthropoda; Insecta; Lepidoptera; Tortricidae
Exons: 1
Coding region: 109-498 (129 amino acids)
Molecular function (GO): odorant binding
Source: RefSeq, a predicted model, not a curated record
CCAUGUUAUUCAAAUACAGAAUAAUUAUUUCCACCAACCAUUUCAGAAAUCAUCGUGCUGUUAUCGUUAGCUUUAUCAGUAAACGCUUAUAAGUUCUUCUCGAAUAAGAUGGAGAACGAACCGUCCUUGUCGAUACUGUAUACUCAUGACAAAAGCAGCGACAUGGUCGUCAAAGACUGUCUGACCGAGAUGUACCCACGCAACCUUUACAAGUAUCCCCUACAUAUUGACAGAAACGACGUCCCUUGCAUCAUACAUUGUGUUCUCAAGAAGUUCAAGAUUAUGACCAACGAUGGAGUCAUCAACGUAAGAAAUUACUACAGAAGAGUAGCAGCCAUACACAGAUAUGACCCGAGAAUUCUCAUUUCGGAUGUGGGAGACACUUGUGCUAAGAACAUCAACAAUAUGAAUUUAGACCACGAUGUUUGCAAGAAGGCAAAGGUAUUCAACGAUUGUACGCAGUUAUAUGCCAUCACAUUGACGGACAACUUCGCAUAAAUGUGUGUAUGGAAUCUAAAGAUGUGAGAUUUUUCUAGAACUUGUAUACGUUUUGUAAAUAAAAUUUCGUUUUCAUAAAAAAAAAUAUUGUGAAUAAAGUAUAUUUGUUGUGGAUAUUAUUUUAUUAGUCUGAAAAGAAUUUACAUACAUACAUACAUACA